CGACCUGUCAUCAUCGUCAUUGAAAAUACUUUUAAAAUGAGGCUUCAGAGGCCAACAAAAAAUGGCUUACAUCUGUAUAUGUUGCUGCUUAUUGUGGUAGUACUGGUUUGGAUACCAGAACGUGUAUGCUUGGAAGAUUUCCAGGAUCAGAAAGAACUCAUCGAAGCCGGCAUGGAAGGUUCGGCUGAGUUUUUCAGUUUCAUCGGCGAAGGGGAUUUCAAGAGCUCAAUGAAAGCAUUAACGACAACGUUUGGGCCACUCAUGCUUUCAGUUGGUCCAUUUCUUAGUUUUGUUAUGAACUUCAUUCAGGGUGAUUCAGAAGAGUUGGCAUUUAUGAAAGAAAUGAUGAAGAAAAUUGAAAAUAGAUUCGAUAAAGUUGAUGCACGAUUUGACGACAUAGAGCGAAUGAUUGACUGGACAGAUGUCGCAGUAAACUUCGGGCAGAUAGAGCAAAAGAUUAUGGCGCUGACUGAAGUAUACAGAUACCUUUACAAAUAUUCCUCUAGUUAUAAAACUGCACACAGAAAGCUGUUUAUAAAGGCAUAUGAGAGUAAUUAUGAACUCAGUGGGCUCAGGUUAUACCAGGCCGUGGUAUCCGCCGGCACUUUCCAGGAAAAUCUCGGGGACUCCAUUGUUAAGUUCCUUGAAUAUGACCGUAGUGCGACCCAGCAUUUUAUGCUAGGCGUGGUCAAGCUUCUUGUUCAAGCAGUAGAAAUAGAACAAGCUUAUCUACAGAUUGAAGGGGCCGCAGACAUUGCAGACGACAGCAGGGCAUUAUGGGAAAAAAGAAUGCAAGAAGUAAAAUCUACUUUUGAGAAGAUUGAUCAAUCACUUACCGAUGGGUACCUUGAUCAAUCGCUCAAGGACAUUAAAAAAUAUGCUAUCGACAAUGCGAGAGAUGCCACGAGUAAUGAAGUAUUUAGUAAGGGUCUAUACGAGAUGUUAACGACAAAGUUUUAUUGGCGGGACUGGUUAGUUGUUGUCUAUAAUCCGAUCGAAGGUUCGAAAAAUCAUUUCGUGAAACAAUGCAAUGGCCAUAUACUAUUUCGACAAAAUGGACGCAACAUUGUUGUUGCAAGCGUUGAUAAGAAUGCUAAACCAAUGGAUAUAGCCGCCGCUAAAACAGUAAUAGGUGAAGUUGCUCGAUCGACGGUUCUCCAAGCUCAAGACGUCGAUAGAAGCAUCUUCAAAACGACAAAAUGGUCAGCUGAAAAGGUUUUCCAAGAGAUCGAACAGGCGAUACAACAUCAACCCGUAGGAAGGUGUAGCUUUGGGGCGAUUAAAGGAGGAAAUGAUAUCCACGUGAUAUCUAAGGAAAAUAGAGCGGUUGUGAAGGACGCUCAAGAUUAUUACAAGUUAUUCUUGUUUGGCAAAAAAGAACCUGUACAAGCAAUAGUAUCAGGUUUACAUGAAGGAAUUGCCUCAGCAGCCGAAACCGUUGCAAAUGCACUCAAGAAUUUUAAAUUCUCAUUUGACAAAAAGUAAGAUUUGCCUGACCAACAUGAAGUAUGGAAAGAAAAUUGAUAAGUACAUGUCCACGUAGAGGUUUCUCAUGUUUUAAGCCUUACGUUUUUUAAAGCCUAACAUAACGCAUUCACUAGAUUAUUGCAAUUAAAACGAGAUGCAGUUGCGGAUAAGAUUUAGCCGACAACCUGUUGUGCGUUUGUGCGAAACCUCUCUAUUGUAUAAGGAUGUCAUUUUAUCCAAGAGUUUUUGCAUUUCUGAAAACUAGCCUAAUUGAAACCACACUGCUUUGAGGGUUCUCAAUAUCAUUGAAUAUUAUGUACUUGGAUGUUUUAAUCAUUCUCUUAACCCCAGAAUAUGUGCGAUGUAUUUAUCAUGAAUGUUUUUAUCAUUGUCUACAUUAUUGAGAUUGUACUAUGUAUUUAUUUUGGAUGUUUGAAUAAUGGAUUCCAAUCCACCAUGACUUGUGUCAAUCACAUCCAAUAAAACUGAAGUUAUCACAAUAUUUUAUAGGCUUAUCACUACUUCCUGGUGGUGUCAUAGAAUAUAUAUAUAUUGAAACACAAUACUGAAUUUAAUUUAGAAAAAUUAUUCAUAUUAUCCUUUAUUAAAUAUACUAAAAUACUAUACUGUGUAAAAUAAAUCUAUUAAAUAUACCAUAUUGUGUUUUCUUUAAUUUCUGAGUAUUUAAGGCCUGUCUGAUUACAGUGGUGGCGGUAGCUAUAUUAUUUUGCUAGUCAUUUUGUGAUUGUAUCUAAAAGAAAUUCAGUUCUCCAUCUUAACUCCCUGCACUUAAGCCAUACAGUCUGUAUCUAUAAAAUUAUAGAGAGCCAAAAUAAAUAACAUCCAACAUUAUCAAAGUUUCCUGGGGCUGUGAAUUCGUACGAUCCUCAAUCCAAUCCGGAUAAAAUUCAUCUUUUGGGAUAAAUCUUGG
Owenia fusiformis is the source of this 2398-nucleotide messenger RNA. The record is from the annotation of a GenBank genome assembly. Lineage: Eukaryota; Metazoa; Annelida; Polychaeta; Sabellida; Oweniidae.